Cervus elaphus (red deer) is the source of this 1572-nucleotide messenger RNA. RefSeq names its product biorientation of chromosomes in cell division 1 (gene BOD1). NCBI's taxonomy places the organism in Eukaryota, Metazoa, Chordata, Mammalia, Artiodactyla, Cervidae. The record is from RefSeq and is a predicted model, not a curated record. The transcript has 4 exons. Bases 226 to 783 code for a protein of 185 amino acids.
CGUCCUGGACGCGGCGGGCGGUUUCCGCCGCCUCUGGCAGCAGCUCUGCUACCUGAAAGACUCCCGCGGCCGCUAUCGACGCCGACGCCGCCCCUUCCUCCUCCGUCCCCCCCGCCGCCGCCGCUUUCACCUUUUCGGGCCCCUCCGCCACCUCUCCACGACCUAGGCCCUCUGUUCCUGAGAGGAAGCCUUACUCGGGCCCCUUCGCGGGCCCGGCGCGCAGCCAUGGCUGACGGCGGGGGCGGCGGGGGCACCGGCGCGGUGGGUGGUGGCGGCUCGGGACCGGCCUCGGCGGGGGCGGCGGCUGGCGCCGGAGGGGCCGGCGGGAGCGGCGGCCCGAUCAACCCGGCCUCACUGCCCCCGGGCGACCCGCAGCUCAUCGCGCUCAUCGUGGAGCAACUCAAGAGCCGGGGUCUCUUUGACAGCUUCCGCCGGGACUGCCUGGCCGACGUGGACACCAAGCCAGCUUACCAAAACCUGAGGCAAAAAGUGGAUAAUUUUGUGUCAACACAUCUGGACAAGCAGGAAUGGAAUCCCACGAUGAACAAAAACCAAUUGCGAAAUGGUCUGAGGCAGAGUGUGGUUCAGUCAGGGAUGUUGGAAGCUGGAGUGGACAGAAUUAUUUCCCAGGUGGUGGAUCCCAAACUGAACCACAUCUUCAGACCACAGAUAGAACGAGCAAUUCAUGAGUUCCUGGCAGCCCAGAAAAAAGAAGCCGUGCCAGCACCACCUCCAGAGCCUGAAAGCCAGGACCCUGCUGCUCCAUCCCAGGACGCUUCCUAAAAAUAUGCCUGACAUGUUUUGGAAGCUCCAUUGAAUUAACGGUGAAGACCUGGAUUCAGUUACACAAGAGCACAACUUCAGAAUGAAGAUAGGCCGAAGUCCUCACUGACUUCAGAAUUCAGUGUCGACUGUGGGGCGGUGUCAAGGGAAUAGGGAGCAAGUGGGGCUACAGAAAAGUUGGCCGUGUGGGCCCCACGUUGUGCUGCCGUCCAGCCAGCCUGUCCAAGAGGGUGACACCCCAUAGACACUACAGACAUAGUAAGAAACACUACAUCACUUUGGGGUUUGUCCUGAAGCGAACCUUUGUACUUGAACUUAGAGACUGUGUAUGGAUUUUAGGGUUUGUGCUUGAGGAUAAUCAGAAGCUACAGUGAAGGAACAUAACCAGUCCUAAAGAUGCAGUUUCAAAGAAUUGACAGUAAAAGUUAGCCAGGGGUGGUAGGGUUUUAACAAUGCUUAUUUGAUACUAUCAGUUUCUGAGAGUUGCAAAUCAAAGUUUACAAGCCAGUAGCAUCAAACAGCUGUAAGGUCACUGUGACCCCCUUGUAGGUGACUCUUUAGCUUCCACUUCCUUUCCCCUGCAAGAGGUGUCAGGAGCAGGACCCUGGAAUGCCUGAGGAGAUGCAGACUUAAGUGCAAGGAGAAACAUUGGCAGGCUCUCCAUCUAGGGCUUCUUCCUGUCGUGCAAGGGCUAGUGAGUUGGGUGUGUUUAUUUUUUUCUCAUGUUUGUGUUUAGAAAGUGAAUAAAGGGACUUGAGUUUUGUAAUUAAAUCAUUUGAUACUCUGAAA